Molecule: messenger RNA, 1098 nt
Organism: Hymenoscyphus albidus
Lineage: Eukaryota; Fungi; Ascomycota; Leotiomycetes; Helotiales; Helotiaceae
Source: the annotation of a GenBank genome assembly
AUGGAAAACUCCAAUCCUUCGAGCAAUGCUCGUACGGGGCAUGACUCAAGAAUUCCUCCCUCAGAAGCAAAAGCUCAGCCUGAUACAGGUGCUUCAAACAUCCACAAACGAAGUCUUUCUGGCGGACUCCUAUCAAAACUUUCAUUCUUGCGAACGAGCAAUGAUGAUAAUCAUGCCUCACCAGACCAUGAACCAACCAGUCCCGAGUUCACCCCAGGGGAUGAUCGAAAUUUGGCAAAGAAGACUAGCAGGGCCAUGGCUGUGGCGGUUCAGCAGCAGAAGACGAGAAGAAGGAAAGGGUCGUUACGAAAGGCUGCACUUCUUGGGCGGGGAGCUCAACGAGAUAGAAAGGAAAUCAUCACACCUCCUCUAGAGACGGGGCAGCCUACCUUAUAUGGUGGCGACAUGUCCACAAGUCCAACGUCUCCAGAAGAGGUGAUGCACUCUAAUGGCUUUGGUUUGGCCAUCAAUACCAAUACACGCCCUCCUCUUGAAGGAUUCGCACCUCGUGGUGGUCCUCUCUUGCCACCCAUCAGGACACUUCCAAUGGGAUCUGAUUACCACCUUACAUCGCCGACCAUGGACAUCAGUCCCACGUUGACUUAUACUUCAACCACGGAUGAAGACGACGUACUCAUUAUUCCAACACAUAAUCUGCCAGCCCCUCGUGUACCUUCUCCAAAUUCGUCCGGCUCGGAUUUGUAUUUUGCUGCUGGUGCUAGCUCACUCACACGCAGACGCUCUGCAAAAAAGGCCAAGUCGCCUCUAUCGAUUGGGGGGCUCGCUGCAAGUCCGCUUCCAGUUUCUGAUGCAGACUGGGACUACUCGGAGACGGAGUGGUGGGGCUGGGUGGUGUUGAUCGUGACUUGGGUAGUCUUCGUGACGGGUAUGGGCUCCUGCCUUGGGGUUUGGAGUUGGGCUUGGGAUGUGGGAGAAACACCUUACGCCCCUCCUGAGUUGGAGGAUGAUCCUACAUUGCCUAUUGUGGGAUAUUAUCCAGCGCUCAUUAUACUCACAACUGUGAUGGCAUGGGUAUGGGUAGUAGUUGCGUGGGUUGGGAUGAAAUACUUUCGUCAUGCAAAGAUCAGUGGUGACUGA